AAAUAGUUCUCCUUAUAAAACGCAGUUGUACAUAUUUUGUUUAUUUACUUUUUACAAUCCUUUAAGAAAACAUUUAAAAAAUGAUUAUCAUUAAGGUUUGAUUUGCUUAGUAUGUGGCCAUAGAUAGGACUUGUUUGGAAAGUUUUCACUUUCUUAUGAAAGACACAUUAAGUUGAACAUGUAGACUGGAAAACAUGGAUACACUUGAUAUGAAUUUGAGACGUCUGUGUGUUUUGUGUGUUUUUUGUGGACUUACUUUUGGCCAGACUUCUCCUGUAAUCAACAACCUACCAGACGCAUACACCUUAGCUGAGACGACCAGCACCGAGUUUCUUCUGCUCAGUAUCGACGUCACGGACGCUGACGUCAACGAUGAUAUAACGUGCGUUUUCGGAGUGAAAACGACACCGAACAACGCGGCCAACUCUGACUUUCGGAUGAAAUAUGAUUCCACUACAUCCAAGUGGGGUAUAUACACUGCAUCAGGCGGCGUGUACAGUUAUGACGCCACAGCUACAUACGUUCUUGACGUUGAGUGUGACGACGGCACGGGCAACACGGCACAGGACAUAUACACCGUCUACAUAGAGGAGAACCUCGUGCCAGUCAUCAACAACCUCCCCGACACGGCGACCUUGUCUACUUCAAAGUCUGCGGGCUACACUGUGUUUCACGUUGACGUUACUGACCCGGAAAGCAACCAGGUGACCUUGACCAUGGUUUGCGACCCCACCGGCUGCCCUUUCGAAAUAUUCGACUCGGGACAGAUACAAUUGAAAAGCGACGCCAGCACGAUAACGGAAGUGGGUUAUGACGUCACGGUCACGCCUAGGGACCCGUACGGCACGGGGAUACCACAAACUCUCAGUGUUCUUGUUACUGACAUCAACGCAGUCCCCCAGUUGACGAAUCUUGGUAACACAGUGGCGGUAAACGAGAACACUGUUUCCGACACGCCACUAGAGACCGCAACGUGCACGGACACGGACGCCGGCGACCCCAAAAGCUUCACCAUGGUGUGCGAACCCUCAGCAGGGUCCACCUUCUUCACUGUGGUACCCUCGUCUGGCGUCAUAUCGACGACAUCAUCCAUUAUCAACUACGAGACCCUGGACGCCGCCAUGAUGACGUCAUUUGCGUGUACAGUCACGUGCAGUGAUGGCCAAGAUAGCUCCGCCGCCACUGUCACCUUUGACGUCGUUGAUGUCAACGAGGCGCCGGCGUUCCCGCAGAAUGCGUACACCGUCGCUGCGGACGAGGGUGCGGUGAACACCCUACUUCAAAGUUUUGGCUACACUAUCAUUGACGACGACGUCAACGACACGACAACCUUUACGUUCGACUGUGGCACAGACACCGGCUACUUCCUGAUAAGCCCAGCUGGCGUCCUCAGCUAUUCGACGGAAUAUGAUGUCGACGACCCGAACUUCUACCCGACGUCAGUGAGCUGUACCGUCACCGUCACAGACAGCGGCAACCGCACGGACACCGCCUCGCUCGCAAUUACUAUAUACAAUAUCAAUGAUAACGAACCAAUUUUCUCGGGGACGCCUUACAAUUGGUUCCUGUCGGGGUACAGCACCGUCGGGAGCAUGGUCAACACCGCUACCGCCACUGAUGCCGACUUAGGAACUUACGGUGCCAUCACAUAUAGCUUAGACCAGUCGGCUUUACUUGACGAAUAUUUCGUGAUCGACCAGAGCGGUCAGGUGUUCGUGAAGACGUCCAUCACACCACUGGGUCAAAGUGUUACCGUCAGCUUCGACGUGAUCGCUACGGACGGAGGAAGCAAGUCGACCAGCACCACCGUGGAACUCACAAUUACCCCGACCACCACCACUUCUACUACAACAACCACUGAUAGAUACCGGACUUUCUUCGAGGACGGACGGAACAUUGCGUGGUUCACGACUGCCUGUGUGCUGCUGCUGCUCACGGCGGUUAUCAUCACCUGGAUGUGCUUCUCCUUCACCGAGGACGGUGCCGGAUUUAUCAGCUGCCGAAAGUGCUACGGCCAGCCGGUUCGCCACAAUCGGAACUGGGGCGAGACUCACCGGGGAGAGAAACCGGAAACACCACCACCACCGCCGACACCACCAAAACCAGUAAAUAAGCCCAGCCCUGCAGGCGACCUGUUUCAGUUCUGGUCUACCGACGUCAAGUCCUGACCAUGUGCGGCGUUGACGUCAUUAAACGCUUUAUUUUUUACUUAAACUCUUUUAAUAGUAUUGUUUAUUGGACGCGUGCGUUAAGUUGCGUUGUGUGUUUUUUAAUAAACUUACGGGAAAGAUCUUGGUUAAAAUUUCCGAUGAUUUAGAGUUUAUACAGUACUGAUGCAUAUACCAGAGAAAGUUUUAUAUACAUUAA
Messenger RNA from Mya arenaria, 2367 nucleotides. Its product is annotated as protocadherin Fat 4-like. The record is from RefSeq and is a predicted model, not a curated record. NCBI's taxonomy places the organism in Eukaryota, Metazoa, Mollusca, Bivalvia, Myida, Myidae. Gene Ontology annotation, cellular component: membrane. Gene Ontology annotation, biological process: homophilic cell-cell adhesion. Gene Ontology annotation, molecular function: calcium ion binding. The transcript has 14 exons. The coding region runs from base 195 to 2168 and encodes 657 amino acids.